Arvicanthis niloticus (Nile rat) is the source of this 2238-nucleotide messenger RNA. NCBI's taxonomy places the organism in Eukaryota, Metazoa, Chordata, Mammalia, Rodentia, Muridae. The record is from RefSeq and is a predicted model, not a curated record.
AUGCUGUGCUGGAACUCUUGCAGCCAGGGCUUGAGACUAGAAACCUGUGGGAUUGGAAAUAUAGAAAUUGAUAAUGGAUUUUUUUCUGAAUCUGAUUUAACAUAUGCUGUAAAUAAAACAACACAAUAUAGGUGUAAACAGGGAUAUAUAACAGCAAAUGGAGAAACAUUUGGCUCAGUUACUUGCCUACAAAAUGGAUGGUCAGCUCAACCCUCAUGCAUUAAGUCUUGUGAUGUGCCUGUGUUUGAGAAUGCAAAAUCUAAAAAUAAUAGCAGUUGGUUUAAACUCAAUGACAAAUUAGACUAUGAAUGUGACGUUGGAUACGAAAACAAAUAUAAGCAUACCAAAGGCUCCAUAACUUGUACUCAUGAGGGAUGGUCUGAUAAGCCCUCGUGUUAUGAAAUAGAAUGCAGCAUUCCCAUAUUAGAUCCAAGCUUAGUUGUUUAUCCCAAGAAAGAAAAAUAUAUGAUUGGAGAUUUGUUGAAAUUCUCUUGCCGGCCAGGACAUAGAGUUGGACCAGAUUCAGUGCAAUGCUACCACUUUGGAUGGUCCCCUAGUUUCCCUACAUGUAAAGCAGGUCAAGUAAGAUCCUGUGAUCAACAUCCUGAACUACUCAAUGGGAAAAUUAAGGGAUCAAAGAAAGUAGAAUACAGCCAUGGUGAGGUGGUGGAAUAUGAUUGCAAACCUAAAUUUCUACUGAAGGGACCCAAUAAAAUCCAGUGUGUUGAUGGGAAGUGGACAACCUUGCCAAUAUGUGUUGAGGAAGAGAGAACAUGUGAAGACAUUCCUGAACUUGAGCAUGGCAUUGUCAAGUUUCCUGUCCCUCCAUAUCACCACGGAGAUUCAGUGGAGUUUACUUGUGCAGAAACCUUCACCAUGAUUGGACAGGGGACAGUUUCUUGCAUUAGUGGGAGGUGGACCCAGCUUCCUCAAUGUGUUGCAACAGAUCAACUUAAGAAGUGUCAAGCAUCAAGACUAGCUGUAGUAGUGGCAAAUAAACCUGAGAAGGGUGAAUUUAUUCAUAACUCUAGCAUCACUUACAAAUGUAGAGGAAAGCAGAAGUAUGGAUAUUCAAUUUGCAUUAAUGGAAGAUGGGAUCCUGAACUAACCUGUACAAAGAAAAUAUCCUGCCCUCCUCCACCACAGGUUCCAAAUGCCCAAGUGAUUGAAACCACAGUGAAAUACUUGGAUGGAGAAAAAGUAUCUGUUCUUUGCCAAGACAAUUACCUAACUCAGGACCCAGAAGAAAUGAUUUGCAAAGAUGGAAGGUGGCAGUCAUUGCCACGUUGCAUUGCAAAAAUUCCAUGUUCCCAGCCCCCUAAAAUAGAACAUGGAUCUCUUAAAUUACCCAGAUCAUCAGAAGAAAGGAGAGAUGCAAUUGAGUCCAGCAGUUAUGAACACGGAACAACUAUCAGCUAUACCUGUGAUGAUGGCUUCAGGAUAUCUGAAGAAAAUGGGGUAACCUGCCACAUGGGAAAAUGGAGCUCUCCACCUCAUUGUGUUGGAAUUCCUUGUGGGCAUCCACCUUCAGUUCAUCAUGGUCUUGUGUCUCAAGAACGAGACAGUUACCAGUAUGGAGAAGAAGUUACAUAUAAUUGUUCUGAAGGCUUUGGAAUUGAUGAACCAGCAUUUAUUAAAUGUGUAGGAGGAAAGUGGUCCAGGCCACCAGAAUGCAUAAGAACUGAUUGUGACAAUUUACCCAAGUUUGAAAAUGCCAUACUCAUAGAAGAGGCAAAAAACUCAUAUAGGUCAGGAGAACAGGUGACAUUCAAAUGUUUACCUAAUCAUCAAAUGAAUGGAUCCAACAUUGUGACAUGUAUUCAGAGCAAGUGGAUUGGAAAUCCAGUGUGCAAAGAUUCAACAGGGAAAUGUGGGCCUCCUCCAACUAUUGACAAUGGAGACAUCACCUCCUUUCCAUUACCAGUAUAUGGGCCAUUAUCAUCAGUUGAGUAUAAGUGCCAAUUCUUCUAUAAAAUGCAGGGUAGCAAGAACAUAACCUGCAAAAAUGGAGAGUGGUCAAAGCCACCAAAGUGUUUACAUGCAUGUGUUUUAACAAGAGAAAUUAUGGGAAGACAGAACAUAGUUCUCAGGUGGACAGAAAAUAGAAAGAUCUAUAUCCAGUCAGGGGAUUAUGUUGAAUUCAUAUGUAAAACUGGAUAUCAAAAGGCACAAGGAUCACCUGAACUUCGUACGAAGUGCAUUGAUGGUCAUAUCAAUUAUCCCACUUGCUCAAAAUAA